This is a messenger RNA of Bacidia gigantensis, 585 nucleotides long. RefSeq lists its product as uncharacterized. Bases 1 to 585 code for a protein of 194 amino acids. The transcript has a single exon. NCBI's taxonomy places the organism in Eukaryota, Fungi, Ascomycota, Lecanoromycetes, Lecanorales, Ramalinaceae. The record is from RefSeq and is a predicted model, not a curated record.
AUGGCUCCAAAAUCAAAGCAUAAAUCUAAGUCGAAGAAAGCAAAAGGAGCCAAGGAGAAUGAAGGAAGUAAAGAGCAAGAGCCCCCAAAAGUCAUCAACGAGACUACGGGAUCAAGAACUGCCGCUGCUCCUCAAGAACCUCUCGAACCCAAGGAACAGAAUGUCACACCCGAGUUUCUUGCCGCUGUGGACGACUACUAUACCUCCUUCGAUCACUUCAACUCUCUAGUCACCUCCACUAAUGCCUGGUCAUCCAUCCCCGAGCAGCCGAUGAGCCAGUGCCCCAAGCAACCCCUAGAGGAGCCAUGGUACGAGACCGAACUGGAAGAGCAAAUGCAAGCGGGCGGGUUUCCUUAUGAAGAGGGAGAGAAGGAUGGCUCGGAGAUGGAGAGUUUGGGGGCUAGGUUCAAGAGAUUGAAAUUGGAAGAGGAGGAGAAGAAGAAGAAGCAGAAGAAGAGCGAAGAACAGAGAGAGGGCAAGGAGGCGGUGAAUAGGGAGAUCAUAAUAGAUGUUGACAAGAUGAUUGAUGCAUGGACGGGGAAGAAAGGGUUGAUCGUUCCGGCUGGAUUGAGAUUUCCGAAAUGA